AUGGGAGGACUCGACCUAUCGUCCCUGGCCACCAUCCCGAUCAGCUACGCAACCUGCUCCCUUGGCAGCCCCAACGACCCCCCGCCGCUGCUCGACCGUCUCGACGCCAUCUCCAAGGCCGGUUUCGCCGCAGUCGAGCUCUCCUUCCCCGACAUUCUCUCGUACGGCCAGACACUUCUUGGCCAUGAAGUCGAACCCAAGAACUACGGCGAGCUCGUCAGAGUCGCAGAAGCAAUCAAGAAGGAAUGCGACAAGCGCAGCCUAGGCGUCAUGAUGCUGCAGCCAUUUGCCAACUUCGAGGGCUGGCCACAGGGCUCGGAUGAGCGCAAGGACGCGUUUGAGCGCCUCGACGGCUGGAUCAGGAUCAUGAAGGCCGCAGGCACAGACAUGCUGCAGGUGGGCUCCACAGACUCGAAGCUCGAGGAACUGGACCAGAGCCGCAUUGUGCCGGAUCUGCAGGAGCUGGCGGACAAGCUGAAGCAACACGGCUUCCGCGUUGCAUACGAGAACUGGUGCUGGUCGACACACGCACCGGACUGGAAAGACGUCUGGAACAUCGUGCAGCAGGUCGAUCGUCCGAACAUUGGCUUGUGUCUCGACACCUUCCAGACUGCUGGUGGAGAGUGGGCAGACCCAAGGAACGAAUCUGGUCUGUUAGAAGACGUGUCAAAGGAAGAGCUCGAGAAACGAUUCAAGAAGAGCCUCGAGGAGCUCGGCAAGACAAUCCCAAAAGACAAGAUCUACCUACUUCAAAUCAGCGAUGGCUACAAGGUCCCACAAGCGCUCAAGGACGAGAGAGACGAUGACGGUCUGCUGCCGCGCGGUCGAUGGAGCCACGACUUCAGGCCGCUGCCGUACAACGGCGGUUACCUUCCUGUUGUCGAUGUCGCGCGAGCCGUGCUCAACACCGGCUUCCGGGGGUGGUUCAGCUACGAAGUCUUCGACGGCGGUAAGGACGGCAAGGCAGGAAACCCAGACAUCGUUGCCUAUGCACGUGCUGCGAAGAACGUGCAAAACAGGCUGCUGGCCGAGUGCGCAGGCGAGAAGAUUUUAGAUUAUGUUGCGACACAGUAG
Ascochyta rabiei is the source of this 1074-nucleotide messenger RNA. RefSeq lists its product as uncharacterized. NCBI's taxonomy places the organism in Eukaryota, Fungi, Ascomycota, Dothideomycetes, Pleosporales, Didymellaceae. The transcript has a single exon. The coding region runs from base 1 to 1074 and encodes 357 amino acids. The record is from RefSeq and is a predicted model, not a curated record.